ACGUCAAAACCUGCAAACUCAGCAACUCAGCAAAACAGAAAACAGCAAACACCUUAUAGAAGACAACUCGCGUUCUGUCUUCUAUGACGUUCAAAUGACAUUCACUCAUAAAAUUGUGAAAAGUGGUUUUUUUUAUACGGAUCAACGGAUGUCGUUCGGAUUAAUCGAAGUAUUAAUAGUUGUGAAUUCCAGUAAUAAUUCGUGCUAAUAUUUAUACGAACCGCAGUGUUCCGUGAAUACAUUUCUGUCGUUACGAAAAUAUGUUCGGUUAUGAUAUUAAAGUGAAACAAUGAAGGCUGCACUUGCGAUUGCCUUCGUAUUCUUAGGAUGCUGUUCGAACGUCAUCUUCCUCGAAUUACUCGUGAAAGAGGACCCUGGCAGUGGAAAUUUGAUAACAUUUUCUCAAUUCUUGGUUAUUUCCCUGGAAGGUUUUAUAUUCACGUCAAAAUUUGGCACAGUCAAGCCAAAAAUAGGCAUCAAAGAUUACAUGAUUAUGGUUUCUAUGUUCUUUGUUGUCAGUGUGUGUAACAAUUAUGCAUUCGACUUCAACAUACCUAUGCCACUGCACAUGAUAUUUAGAUCGGGUUCUCUUAUAGCUAAUAUGAUAAUGGGAAUCAUAAUCCUGAAAAAAAAAUAUGUAUUGAGCAAGUACUUAUCGGUAUUCAUGAUAACAAUGGGCAUAAUAAUUUGCACGAUAAUUAGUGGACGGAAAGUCGAAUCGACGCAGCGUAUUACAGAAAACUCUGUGCCCACGACCCCUAUGGAGAAUUUUUUCUGGUGGACAUUAGGGAUUUCGCUUCUAACAGUUGCUUUAUUUAUAUCGGCUAGGAUGGGUCUUUAUCAAGAAGUCUUGUAUGUUCGUUAUGGCAAACAUCCCAAAGAGGCUCUCUAUUAUACACAUUUGCUACCAUUGCCAUUUUUCCUCACUCUAGCACCAAAUAUCUGGGAUCAUGCUCUGUUAGCCAUGGAAUCUGCACCGAUGGAAAUACCAUUGUUGGGGAUUAUGAUGCCAAAAACUAUAGCAUACCUCAUUGGCAAUGUGCUCACGCAAUACAUGUGCAUAAGUUCAGUUUUCGUACUGACAACGGAAUGUUCAUCGCUGACCGUAACCCUGGUCGUGACACUACGGAAAUUCAUUUCUCUCAUAUUCUCGAUAAUUUAUUUCAAGAACCCCUUUACGAUUUAUCACUGGAUUGGCACAGGGUGCGUAUUCGUCGGCACGAUCAUAUUCACCGAAGUAGUGUCAAAGAUUCAGCAGAGUCUCGAGCCGAAAUCGCAUACGAAAAAAAGUCAAUAAUCCGAAGUUCUCACAAGCUGAAUUGUAUAUAUCUGUCAUGUUAAAGGGAUCGAAGAAAGAACGCGAGUCGAAGCAUUUAGAUAGUCAAAUAUAAUCAAGUACGCAGGAUGAAUUGAGGCCUUUGUUCGGAAGUGCAAAAAAAAAUGAACUCAAAUCGGAAUAAUUAAGUACUUGUUGGAUUAUUGAGUCUGUUAAAAAAAAAAGUUUAUCUCAUGUUCCAAUGAGCUACGAGAAAUUCAUUGAAGGUACUGGCUGGAGGCUUUUGUAUCCAUAAUUAUACUUCUUUGAGCGUGAACAAAACAAACGACCCUAUUGAAGAACUGUCAAAAAAUGUAAUCGUUGGCAACAAAUAUUCUGAAUAUUUACCUAGAUCUAUUUCAUAAGGAGUGGCUUUGUAUAUAAGACAGCAAUGUUGGAAACUAGAAAUGCCAGAUAAAAGUCGACAUUGAGAUCAUUAUUUCUUGUUCAUAAUUUACCAGUACUUCCGUUUUAUAAUCUUACUAAUUAAUUAUCCAGACGACAUUUUAUCAUAUAUAUGAAGUAGUCGAAGAAGAACAUCCUUAUCGCAGGAUUUCGUGCAGAUAAGCUACCCUUUUUAUUUCCUCAAGAGAUAUCGGACACGUAUGACGAAUUUGUUUCUUGUGAAUUAUUCAAUUUGCUAAUUUCAUCAAAGAAUAAUGUAAAUAGUAAAAUUAUUAUAAUUUUGGGAAUAAUGUUCGUUUACACCGAUGAUAUUUAAUAGAAAUGUGAUUAUCAAUAAAUUCUGUCCUUUUUUGGCGAAAUGUGUACAGCCCAUACUGUCUCUGGUAUUAUUGGCUCAAUGUUUGCUUACUGACCCCAACAUUGUUAUGUACCGAUGAUGAAUAUUAAAGUUAAGGAACUUCUCAAAUUCAUACUGCUAAAUGAAAAUAGAGUAGUUUUACUUUCAAGUUUUUUAAAAAAUAUUUCUUGUCAUAGCGACUUUUUAAAAUUAUUUUAUGCUUUUCAUGAUCAUACUUUUUUGUAUCAAUUGUUUUGAAUUCAACUGCAGCUUUACUGUUGUAGAGAUAGUACUCCGAUUUCAAUAAAUCUCUUUACUGAA
Molecule: messenger RNA, 2378 nt
Organism: Venturia canescens
Lineage: Eukaryota; Metazoa; Arthropoda; Insecta; Hymenoptera; Ichneumonidae
Gene: Efr
Product: ER GDP-fucose transporter
Exons: 6
Coding region: 290-1297 (335 amino acids)
Biological process (GO): transmembrane transport
Cellular component (GO): endoplasmic reticulum membrane; Golgi membrane
Molecular function (GO): UDP-xylose transmembrane transporter activity; UDP-N-acetylglucosamine transmembrane transporter activity
Source: RefSeq, a predicted model, not a curated record